This is a messenger RNA of Syngnathus acus (greater pipefish), 3566 nucleotides long. It is a transcript of the gene wdr25, whose product is annotated as WD repeat domain 25. The coding region runs from base 1248 to 2423 and encodes 391 amino acids. Gene Ontology annotation, biological process: establishment or maintenance of epithelial cell apical/basal polarity; heterophilic cell-cell adhesion. The transcript is spliced from 12 exons. Gene Ontology annotation, cellular component: protein-containing complex; plasma membrane. The record is from RefSeq and is a predicted model, not a curated record. Gene Ontology annotation, molecular function: calcium ion binding; protein binding. Lineage: Eukaryota; Metazoa; Chordata; Actinopteri; Syngnathiformes; Syngnathidae.
CGGCAAGACCAGCUCAUUAGCAGCGACGGCUGUCUCACACCAAACGCAGAGGGUUCAAAAAAAUGAACCUUGACUCCAAUCAGCCCUGCAGGAAAUGGAGAAGGAUUGUCCAAAUCCUCUUCUGCCACUCAAAAGGCCUUACGACUGCCAGAGAGCAAAAAGAGAAUAUCUAACCUGGCCUCCAGUCCUCGCAGAGAUCUUCAUUUCAAAACUUCUUAGAACAGAAAUAUCCAAGAUCUUGUGGCAAUAUGAGACUUGACUUUUAUGAUGAGUCGCCGCUUUGAGCCAACGUCCAUGUUGGCACUAACAAGGCUGGAUUGUGGACCAGGAAUGGAAGUUAAAGCACUUGUGUAGCAUGAUGUUGUUUAUGAAUCCAUGAAUCAGCCGUCGACAAAGAUGAUGGAAUAACGACCAGAGAGAGCUUUGAGAGAGUAAAAGAGAUAGGCCUGAUGAGUCCUUUGUCCUUUCUGUCCUUGAUGACAGAUCAAUGAUAAACAUCAAGUCCUCUGCUGUCACUGAGCCAAAAAGGAAGAACAUGGUGUCACUCCAGGUCAGUAAGUGUGAAAGUCAUGGUGAGGUUCUUCGAUGUGUCUGCAACAAAGCUGUUUCCUUCGGGCGAUGUUGCCAUGCCAACCGCACGCUCAUACAACCAAGUGAAAUGUGAAUCCAAAAGAUGUCAGAUACAUUCUACACUCUGCUCGCUUUAUUCCCCCUAACCGUAUGUCAUCACAAAGAAGCUUUUCAAGUUGUUCCCCGAGUGCCCAUCAGUCUCAUCCAUCUGCUUCCAGCAUCUUCAUCCUGACGAGCGCAAAGCCGUCGUUGCCAUGGAGAGGACGGGCAGCACGACCUCGGCUAAUUAAAUUUAGAUCAAACCACUACCUUGGAAGUCAGAGGCAUCACAGUGGUGGCCCUUGAUUGCAUGAGUUCCUUCUGCCAUUAGGAAGAGGUGGUCGUAAUCAUGCCGCCUUUACACACAUUCUCCCUUUUAUGAGGUAGGAGGAGCUUGUGGCACGGGGAUGCUGCUCAAUGCAGCAGUCCCGUCAAAACCUCCGGGUCCCACCCCCCAUCUCCUGCCCCCGCCUCUUCCUCCCCCACCCUACCUCUCCAUCUAGAGCAGCCCUGUUAUCACUUCCAUCUGCGCGCCCUGGCUCUUGGCUCUCCCAGCCCCGACGCCUCUGAUAAAUAUGAUCAUCCGAGGACUGCAUUCCGCUGCUACAUAAGGAAUUUACUCCAGCAAGACAAUCACAAUGCAUCUCACGGCCGUGCUCUUGUUUGUAGCCGUGACGGGCGUCGCUGGAGCUUGGGGAUGCAGCUGCAACGCCGAGAAUGGAUUUUGUGAGAAAACUGGAAAGUGCAGGUGCAAACCAGGCUGGCAGGGAGACCACUGCGAGCGCUGCAUCCGUUUCCCGGGCUGCCUGCACGGCUCUUGCGAGAAAGCGUGGCAGUGUGUGUGUCAACAGGGCUGGGUGGGCAGCUUAUGUGACCAAGAUACUCGCCUAUGCUCGUCACGGCCUUGCUCUGGGAAUGCCACCUGCAUCGAGACCGGAGAGGGGGGAUACUUGUGCGUCUGUCCUCAAGGUUUCACCGGACCAACCUGUCAGCUGAGGAGGAAUAUCUGUCACAGUGAUGGCUCUCCUUGCCAGAAUGGAGGUACUUGUACCGAAACGGGUGACUCCUUGGAAGCCCACUCCUCCUGUUUGUGCCCCCCUGGAUUUUCCGGAAACUUCUGUGAGAUCACUCCUGACGUCUGUCGAUCUAACCCGUGUCUAAACGGCGGCAACUGCACCAACCACGAGGCGACCUUCACGUGCUCCUGCCCACCAGGCUUCGUGGGGUUGACUUGCAACGACACCGGCUUCUCUCCGUGCGCCGCAGCGCCCUGCGCCAGCGGAUCCACGUGCGUGAGCCAACCUGACGGAAACUUCCGCUGCCUUUGCCCCAAAUGGUUUUCAGGCCCGCUGUGUUCCACACAGCACCGUCCGAAAGCCAAACCCAAACAGCCCGCCGCCAAGCCCAUGGACCACAGGGUGUUUUCGCUGACUCCGCAGCACUACUCGCUCCCCGCCCACGCCUUCCACAAGCUCCUCCAACCGCCAGAAAGGGAUCUUCUCAAGAUCACGCUUAAAGAGACGGUGCACCACUCCCCCGGCAUGCUGUCCAGCCACGGUCAGCUUGUUUGUUUCGGCAUGCUGGCCCUGCUCACCUGCCUGGUCAUCCUGGCCACCUCGGCCAUCGUCCUGUUCGGCCGCUGCGAGGCGUGGCUGGCCAACGCCAAGUACAGCAAGCUCGUGAGGCAGCAGAGGGAGCACCUGCUGAAGGAGGCGACCGGAGCGAGCCACGAGGAGACGGAACACUCGGUGAACAUCAUCCUCCCGGAGAAGAUCAGACUGAACAGCUUCGGGAGAAACUAUACCUCCAUCUGACCUUAGAAAAGUGUUGCAGUGAAUGUCAAGCAGAAGCGGACCUUGAAUGUACAGUCGAGCACAAACAUGACACUGGAUUGUGGGGGUUCUCAAACUGUUUGGGUCCAGGGACCCUUUACAGGGGAGACCUUUUUCCAAGGACCUCUCUCAAAAACGUCAAUAAACAUAACCGCAGUAUGCCUCAGGAAUCAUUCAGAUUUUGAAUGUUUCAAUCUACUGGACAGAAAUGAAAGGAAGUAACUUCAAUUGAAUUAAUUAUAAUAUUUGUCCAUCAUCAGCUGACAUUAUUUUUGUGGACCCCCAAGUUACAACUCGUGGAGCCCUGGUGAUCUGAGGACCCCAGUUUGAGAACCACUGACGUGUGACAUUAUGAAAAAUGUAUGAUACCAAAUAGCAACGUGUUCUGUGCCAUUCCACUAUGAUAUUAGUUCAGUAUAUGCAAAUGUUUUCAUACCAUAUGGACCAGUGUGCAUUGUCCAUGUUGAUGAAUGCAAAAACUUGUUGCCAAAAGAUAAUAAUAAUGUUCUACAUUGUGAUUUCCUGAGAAUGUUGUUGAAGUGCUCAUAUAAAAAUGUAAACACUUGAAGAGAUUUUUAAAGAUGAAGUGCAUAUUGUAUAUUUAUCAUUUUAUAACCUUGUUCAUUAUUAUUAUUAUUGAUUGUUAUUGAUUGUUUUGGACCCCAUUUGAAGUUUCUGUGCAAUUUUACUUAUGAAUCAAUCUGCAAAAUGUCCUCCAGGCUGCCACCUUUCAAAAAUCAUAUAUGUAACUAUAUCUAUCUAUAUAAAUGUGCUGAUGCUGUGUGUCAUUUUGUGAGAGUCACACUUGUGCAGCAUAGAAGCAGUAUGGAAAAAUAUUCUGAUUUAUUAGCUGGUGACAUAUGAAUAUAGGUUCACGGUUAUAUACAAUGACAUACUUAUGUUUUCCUGUUUUUCAGAACCAUUCCCCUCUCAUAAUUUGUUGAAGUCACACUGAAUUCAGCUGCAUCAAAUAAAGAACAAUAUAAAAGUGUAAAGUGCUUCAAUAAUCAACAUAUAAGAAUAAAUAAAAAUAAACUGGGGUGACAUGCCAGGAAAAAAAAACUGGCAAAAACGUAACUGAUUCAAUUGGAACAACAAAUAUAACCAUGUACGUAUGUAUAGUAA